This is a messenger RNA of Megalops cyprinoides (Indo-Pacific tarpon), 1619 nucleotides long. RefSeq names its product TBC1 domain family member 15. NCBI's taxonomy places the organism in Eukaryota, Metazoa, Chordata, Actinopteri, Elopiformes, Megalopidae. The transcript is spliced from 10 exons. Gene Ontology annotation, biological process: activation of GTPase activity. Gene Ontology annotation, molecular function: GTPase activator activity. The record is from RefSeq and is a predicted model, not a curated record. The coding region runs from base 1 to 1386 and encodes 461 amino acids.
AUGAACUGCACCACCGCCGGUUACUAUGACAGGGACGCAAGGAACCUGGUGAAGUAUCCGGCCAUGAAGCACAAAAUUUCCGCAUCAGAUGAAGCCUACGGCAGAGCAUCGGUACCCGCACCUGCUCCGUAUACUCCACCGCUCGGGUUACCUGGUGUUAUGGAUGCUGAAGGGAGAGUGGAUGAGUCCAGACUGCGGACGCACAUCAUCAAAAAUGGCGGCGUUUCCCCUUCUGAGCGUCGGCAGGUGUGGCGCUUCUUGUUCGGCAUGUUCCCCUGCAGCUCCACUGCUCUAGAGCGCCCCCUGCUGCAAGAGCAGCUGGCAGUACGCUACCAGGUCAUGAAGAGGAAGUGGCAACAGCUUCUCCCCGCCGCUGUGCGUUUGCGGCUGAAUGGCACCGAUGCGGAGCUGAUAGCAGCAGUGAAGUACUUCGAGCAGAGGAAGAAGAGAGAGGAACAGAUGUGCCGAGGGCAGAGCGAGGAGGUCAAGGAGAGGCUCUCCUUCCUGGAGCUGCAGGCACAGGUUCUGUUUGAGAGGGUCACUUUUGACAUAGAGGAGCUGCAGGAGGCCAUACGCAUCAUCGACAAAGAUGUCCCCAGAACGGACAGAGACCUGGCCUACUACCUGGGAGAGGGCUCGGGGAAUCUUCUGGUGCUGAGAGAAAUCCUCAUCACAUACGCUGCUUUUCACCCAGAGGUCAGUUAUGCCCAGGGAAUGAAUGACCUCUGCAGCCGGUUCCUGGAGGUGCUAGACUCUGAAGUGGACACUUACUGGAGUUUUUCCUGCUACAUGGAGAAGUUCUCCCGGGACUUCCGAGCAGAUGGGCUACACCGGAAGAUUGAGCUGGAGGCGGAGCUACUGAAGGAGCUGGAUCCCCAGCUCCAUGCACACCUUGUGACGGACAACAUGGACAGACUGGCGUUCUGUCACAGGUGGCUGCUCCUGGGUUUCCAGCGAGAGUUCGAGCACAGCGAUGCCCUGCGGCUCUUCGAGAUACUGAGCUGCGACCACCUGGAGCUCAUCUCCCAGCAGGUGGAACGGGCCCAUUACCAGGAGAGGCUGGCCCGCAAGCACAGCCUAGAGGACCACCCAUCGUCAGAGCCACAAGCCAUCAACACAGAGUUCACCUUUGAGCUGUUCAUCUGUGCCGCAAUCUUAUUGGAGCACAGAGACACUCUGCUCAGGUGCAGGAAUGAAGUACAGCUAAUCCAGUUCACAAGCAGUUUGCAGGGGACCCUGGAUCUGAACAGCACUCUGAAGAAAGCAGAGGAGCUCUUCUACAACUACUGCAAGAGGUCGGCCUGGGACCACCUGAACGACCGCUGCCGGUCACGCAGGAGCAAAGAGGAGCAGUUCAUCCGCCACCUCCGCAAUCUCUUCUCCUGAAGGCACUCGGACACCGGGACUGAAUGGGUGCGAUCUCUCCCUUUCCCAAAACUCCAUCCGCAUCAGACUGAACCUCGUGAGGGGUGUGCCCCGCUGAAUGAGAAGAGCAUUAUUACUGUUCUCCAGCGUGCUGUAACCUUGUUAUGGUGGACCCUUGAAUCACAUGUUCUGUCCAGUCAGCAUUUUCAGUUCAAUUGAAAAAACUGUUGCCCCUCCAUCUCUCCCCCACCCCC